Molecule: messenger RNA, 1216 nt
Organism: Micromonas commoda
Lineage: Eukaryota; Viridiplantae; Chlorophyta; Mamiellophyceae; Mamiellales; Mamiellaceae
Gene: PAF2
Product: proteasome subunit alpha type-1-b
Exons: 5
Coding region: 1-756 (251 amino acids)
Cellular component (GO): proteasome core complex, alpha-subunit complex; proteasome core complex
Source: RefSeq, a predicted model, not a curated record
AUGGCCGAUAACUUUCUCUCAAAAGUUCGUCACGAACUCCGUUACGCUUCCAGGACAUUCUUACUUGGAGUCCGCAAGGGCGUCUUCACCAAAUCGAAUGUAGAUGCAAUGGAAGCUGUGAAGCAGGGGGGGGCGACUGUCGGCUGCAAGAGUAAAGAAUACGUCGUCUUGGCCACGCUAAAGCGAGCCGCUUCGGAGCUGUCCUCGUCUCAGCAGAAGAUUUUUAGAGCAGACGACGGCAUAGGGGUUGCAAUUUCUGGACUGACUGCGGAUGGAACAGCUGCAAUUAGGGCGUUGAGACAAGACUGCACUUCCCAUAGCUUCACAUUUCAGUCCCAGGUCGAGGUUUGUAGACUUGCUGGGAGAAUCGCUGAUAAGUGGCAGGUGGUCUGUUCGCAAAGAUCUGGGUCCAGACCUUCUGGGGUUGGAUUGCUGAUAGCAGGAAGGGAUAUGCGAGGUUGUCACCUGUAUCAAGUUUGCCCCUCGGGAAACUUGUACGAUCAUGUCGCCGCAGCUAUAGGGGCAAGAUCACAAGCAUCAAAAACAUAUUUGGAGAAAUUCCAAGUUCAAAUGGACAACUUUUCCUUGCAAGAUUUGAUUUUACUCGCUCUGCGGGCGCUUAAGGAGGCGACUUCAGAACCCUUGACAAAGGAAACCUGUACCGUUGCGGUUGUCGGAGUUGAGAUACCCUUCCGAGUUCUUAAUGAAGAUGAGUUGAGUUCACCUUUAGCUAAGCUGACAACAGACACCCAAUAAUCACAUGUCUAGUUCAUGACACAACGUCUCAUAUAUAGCAUAUGGUAGAAAGAUGUCAUGUUCAUAAGAUCACGUGGCGGCCCGAGGGCAAACAUAAAUCUAUUAUUUCUAGUUCUUCACAGAGAUUUUCACUGAAAAUCGCGCGCUCUCGUCCUGGUGGUGCUUUCAAUGCUUCAACAUUUUUUUUGGUCGAAACCCAUCCAUCACUAUCGAAUGAUGGAUCCGCCUCGUUUUCUGUUGUGGAUCAAGAAAUAGUCGCCUGUUUAGCUGGAUUUUAUCGCGUCGAUGUCAUGAAGGAGGCCAACGAGGCAAAGAUGAAUCUUGAUAUCACACGUUGAAACAUCGUUUGCAUGUAUAAAACACAACCAGAUGUCCGCAAAAGAUCACGACAUGCUACAUCGAAGAUUAACUUCAAAAACGGGGCAGCAGUUUAGUUGUGCAGAUCAGCAGAAACGCACAU